AGAGUUUUCUCACUGACUUGGAGUCUUGAACUGGAGCUUGAGAUCCUGCAGGUAACAGUUCGGAGCCGGGAAAGAACAGUAAGACAGUCGCACAUACAGAGAGGCACAGACGAGCGAUCGCUGUAGCACAGGCAUAUGGGGGUUGUGGAACUGACAGUCAGUGCCACAGGGGAUACAGCUCGGAACAUACGAGGGAUGAGAGUGACAGUAAGACAAUGGGGAGCGCGCAGACCUUGAAAGCCGAACAGAGCGAAUAGCGCAGCACUGACAGUCUCCUUAUAGACAUGAUGGAAGAGUGACAUUGGCACUGCCACUGGCUCCUCUCCUCUAUACACACACACAUACACACACUCACCCACACGCUCACACACACCGUUGUCUGGCAGGAUUGCUGCGCGCGUGGGCCGCCGGCUGACUCCCUGACCUGGGCUUUCGGUAUUGCAUCGGAAUUCUCCUUGGCCAGAGAGAGGGAGAGAAGAGAGGCAGCUGGAGUGGAACCUGCCCCAGUACCUGUGAACUUUCUAUUCCCAGCAGUUGUUACUGAGCUGCUCACCGAGGGGAUCUAUGGGCUUCUAUGUACCGCACAGCUAACGCCAUGGACUGAUUGGCAGUGCCCAGUUGGUUUGGGGACCCCUCCAGUAUUGCCCCUUGGGUAGAGUGGGCGUGAGGGGGAGAAUGAAGCAUCUUGCUGCGUUAGAGAAGCAUGAGGUGGCCCCGGUACAUCCGCUCUGACUGGGCAUUGCUGGUGCUAGCAUGGUUGGCUGUAAUGCCGUGUUUGACAGCUGCCACAGCAACAAUCUCUAAACAACAUGGCUUUACUCCUUCACCUGGUCAGGCAUCUUUGGACUGGUUGCUUAGCAACAGAGGACCAUUCCAUGGAGCCCAGCAAUACAUGGAGUUUACAGAGCGGUAUCAGCAAGGGUAUUCAACCAGGUAUCGAGUUCACAGGGAGUUUGGUCGUUGGAAAGUAAAGAACAUGGCCUUAGAAAAAAAAGUAUUCCCAAGCCUAACACUCUCUCCUGAGUUUGUCAGGAACAUCCGCCUUUUGGGAAGGAGGCCAUCUCUGUCUCAAAUCACAGAAACCUUGAUUAAAAAGUAUGGAACACAUCUUCUGCUUUCAGCUGUAUUGGGAGGGGAAGAGUCACUCACCAUGUUUGUUGAUAAGGGUAAGCUGAAACGUGAGUCUGUGGGACGGGGGAACACAUCUGCCCCUACUCUAGAUACAUUACAUCAACUGGCGUCUUCAUAUUUCAUGGACCGGGAGAGUGCACUGAGGCAGCUGCAUCACAUUCAGAUCACCACAGGCGCCAUAAAGGUGACAGAGACAAGGACUGGACCUUUGGGCUGCAGCAAUUAUGACAACCUGGAUUCAGUCAGCUCUGUGCUAGUAAUGGGCCCAGAAAGUCGGGUUCAGCUUCUUGGGCUACAGGCGCUGCUUCCUCAAUACCUACGUGCAAGGUUUGUGAGGGCUGCAUUGUCCUACAUUUCCUGUAAUUCCCAGGGGGAACUGGAGUGCCGUGGGGGAGAAUGCUGGUGCCGUUGUGAUCCUGCCUACCCACAAUGCAACUGUCCAAAAGAGGAAAUCCACCUUCUGGAGAAGAGCCUGGCACAGGCAGAGGAACAGAGUGCCAGUCAAAAUAAGGAAUUUGAGGAAUCAGUGGAAUUCCGUUCCUUUCUGAAGAAUCUACCAACAGACCGCUUCCUUAAUAGCUCUGCUGUGUCUAAGCUCUGGAAUGCUGAUCCUGCCCUUAUUCGGCGUUAUGAGCAGCUACGAACCAGCUUCAAGCAAUUUGUGACUAGAUCUGAACGCCAAAUGCGGCGUCUGAUUAACCUCAGCAAUUACUGCAGUCGCCAGCCUCAGUACACCCUACUCAGAGAGAGAUCUGUUGACUACUGGCUGCAACAAACCCAGUCUCUCCUCUACUGCAGUGCAUCCCUCAUCCCAGGCACAUUCCUGGAGGCUUCUCACAGUUGCACAUGCACAGUGCAGCAUUCUACCUGCCAGGGAACUAUUCCCUGCAUUCAGGGUCCUGGACCCUUGUGUUCACUUUGCUCAUCAGUACAUCAUUCUCAGUGUGCCAGUUGCAACACUGGAUACAUUUUGACAGCACAAGGCUUAUGUACGCCAUCAGUGCCUGAAUCUUCAGAACCUUAUCUAGGCACAGAGGGUACUCUGCAGGACCUUGAAAUAAAAUACUUGCUCUUAAAACGAGAUGGACGUCUAAGAGCCCCAGCUUUCUUUAUAUCUGGAGAUUUACGAUUAGGAGUGUGGUUUCAGAUGGGGGGAAGGAAGCGCAUGCUACUGACUUGCAAAAGUAACAAACAUUGGCCACGGCAGUUACAUAUGCUACUGGGCCUUUCACUUCGGCUCUGUCUAGCAGGUAAUGGAACAAGAGAUCCUCAAGUGACAGUCUAUGUCAAUCCCUUUGGGGGUAGUCACUCAGAAAGCUGGCUCUUGCCAGCAGGGGAGCCAGGCUAUCCAAGCUGGGAAAAAACUUGGGACUCUGAAGGGGGAGACAGAUGUCAGAAUUGGACAUUGAUACUAGGACAUCGUUGGAGGUCAUAUUUUGAGACUGUCCAUUUUUAUUUAAGAAGCAGUCCACUUGAGGAUGAAGAAGAAGAAGAAGAAGAUGAUUCUUCAGAAUGGACUAAGAAACAGACUCUGGAUGACAAAUCAGAUGAUCCUGAGUAUGUUCGCAUUGAUGGUCUUCAGGCAUUUGGUUACAGUGUGCCUUUUGAUCCUGAAGCUAUAAGGGGCUUGGCUCAUCAAUUAGAGCAGCCUGGAUCUCGAGAAAGUGCUCUCCCAGAAAUGCAGGAGCUGAGGAAGCGGGUGAAUUUUUUGUCCCCGCCAGGUGUUCGCAAAUUGGACCUCUUUACCUGCCUGCUAAGGCACCGACUGAAGAUGAGCAGCAAUGAGGUAGCAAGAAUACAGGGACAGCUAAAUUCAUUCAGUACUCAGCCCCUGAAUAUAUCCGCCUAUGAGACAACCAAACUCUGCAGCUAGAUAUCCCAACUAAUAUCAUGAUUUCCUAAAACUCAUUGUAGGUCUGAAUAAGAGAAUCAGGCCAGGGAGUUUGUUUAUUUUACCCAGAGGCAUUUAUACCCUUAAUCACUUUAGUGCCCAAAGAUCUGAAAUCUUUUUUUACUUGCAAAAUCCUGCAGUGCUAAUGUAGUUAAGCCAGUAAAACAAACACAACUAAGACAAAAGGCAACAAUUCAUUGUAAUAAAUAUUUCAAAGAUGUGAUCAUAUAAGAGAAGAGGCAGAGCUCUAAUGAUGAAUAAGAGAGUGAAUGCAAUUUAUGCAGGUAAACCAGGAGUGCAAUUAUCACUUAUAUAAUACUCACAUAUUAGAUGUCACAGUUUAAGCCAUAGUAACACCUUAAGAAGUAUCUUGGUAGGUUAAGCUGUGAACUGGAAACCAUUAAUCCGAAUGGUUAAAACAAAUCAAAAUACAAUAUUUAAAACUCAUCAAGGACUCAACAACUCUGCCUAUGUAUCGCUACAAUGCAAAUUGCAAGUACAUGGGCAGCUCAAUAAUAUUUUCGAAAAGUGCAUAAUUUCCACUUUUAUGAAAUAAUUGUCAUUUUCAACACCAGACUGUGACUAGUUUUCCCCUAUUUUUGUGUAGUCCAAAAGUAUACAAUCUCCUCAGAAUCCUAUAUGAUGCUGACCAGAGUCAUAUGCAGGGGCACAGUCAACUGGAACAAAGGAGUAAAUGGAGUUCAAUAUAUCUUUCUAAAAUGUACUAACUGAAAAAAAAAAAACUUAAAAAGCACAAGAAAAUAUAAGGCUCUGCAGUGAUUGGUGUGUGUUCAUGUUUUGAAUAAAUUCACAUUGUGUGUCUGGUGUGGACACAAGCGCUAGUGUGUGAUUAUGAAUAUGCAGAGGUUUUGUGUGUAUGGGUAUAAGAUAUCACAAGGAGGGACCACAGUACUCCCAAUGCAAUUUAGUUAUAUUUAAUUUCUAUGUAACCCUAGUAAUGAAUGCAGAUCUGUACCAAUGGAACAGAGGCUCAUUGAGUGACUGCCCUGAGAUUACAGCCAGUGUUGAAAUAAGUGUCUGUAAACUCAAAGCAGAGAUAAUGUGGCUUCUCCAAUGUCAAACGGAGAUGGUAUUGGUAUAAAUACAUUUUAUCAAUGGACGCAGAUUGAGCUAAUUAUGCACUGAUGGGAAUAAAAGAGCAUGACAAAAGAUUAUGGGUUAUUUCCUAAGCCAUACGGCAUAUAAAGGCCAUUUAUUUGAAUGGUCCAUCAGGUGAUUUAUAUUGUUGUAGCCAAAAAAUGGUCAGUGAAAGAAUGAUUUGCAGUGCAAAGAUUAAACAUUGGGCUCAGCUACACAUUGUAGUUCUCUGUUAUUUAUAAAGUUAUCCAUUGCUUCUUUUGCAAAUGCAUUUUUUAAAGGUAAAGCAACUGAAAUCUAAUAGGUUUGUUUUUAAUUACCCACUUUUCUUAUCAUGCCAGCUUUACAAUAUUUCUAGCAGCAGCAACCUCUUUAAAUGUCUGUGAUAUAAAAUUUCUCUAUUAGCACCCCU
Molecule: messenger RNA, 4532 nt
Organism: Xenopus laevis (African clawed frog)
Lineage: Eukaryota; Metazoa; Chordata; Amphibia; Anura; Pipidae
Gene: brinp2.S
Product: BMP/retinoic acid inducible neural specific 2 S homeolog
Exons: 8
Coding region: 704-3004 (766 amino acids)
Biological process (GO): negative regulation of mitotic cell cycle; negative regulation of cell cycle; cellular response to retinoic acid
Cellular component (GO): neuronal cell body; cytoplasm; dendrite
Source: RefSeq, a predicted model, not a curated record